GUCUUUUUCCCCAGGAUUUUGGGGAAGAAGCGAAUCAGUUUGCAAACCGAGAAGAAAAGGACAAAAAGUGGAGUGGUGAGUGGAAUCAGUUCCCCAAACAACAUCCAGAUUCUCGGAGAAUGGGAGAAGUUGUCUGUGAGCUGUAAAAUGUUCCCGCUACACCGAGAGAGGGAGCAGCCCAUCUUCAGCGCCAGAGCUCAUGUCUUCCAGAUCGACCCGGCCACUAAGCGCAACUGGCUGCCAGCCAGCAAACACGCCGUCACCGUGUCCUUCUUCUACGAUGCCAGCCGUAGUGUCUACCGCAUCAUCAGCGUUGGCGGAACAAAGGCCAUCAUCAAUAGCACCAUCACCCCCAACAUGACCUUCACCAAAACCUCCCAGAAGUUUGGCCAGUGGGCAGACAGCAGGGCCAACACCGUCUACGGCCUGGGCUUCUCUACGGAGCAGCAACUGCAGCAGUUUGCAGAGCAGUUUAAGGAGGUGAAGGAGACGGCCCGUCUGGCCAGAGAGAAAUCUCAGGAGAGGUUUGAACUAGCCAACCCUGCGCUCAACAUUGCAGCUCCAGAGCUCUCCCAGGAGUUGUCGGAGGAUCGCCAUUCUCCGCCACUGCUCGCAAUCAACGGGCCGGGCGAGGAAAAGCUGUUUCGCAGCACGAGUGCCGAAGUGGAGCUGACGGCAGAGAAGGAGAGGGUCAAAAAGAUGUUGUCUGAAGGGUCAAUGUGUGAGAUAAACCUGGAGGCUGAACUCUUCACCCUGCAGGACAGUAACUCCAAGUUGGUGGAAGCACUGCAGGAAGCCAACAGCAGCGUGGAGCAGUGGAAGAAACAGCUGGCUGAAUACCAGGAGGAGACCGAUCGCCUCAGAGACCAGGUGGCAGAGCUUGAGGCCCAGCUGGGGCAUCCUGCUGCAGGUCAGACUGCUAGAGAGGAGCUGACUCGCUCACUAGAGGAGCUGGAAGCCCUGCUGAGCACCAAAGAUCAGGAAAUUCACAAUCUACAAAGCAAGAAAACCGAUGUGGGUGAGCUGGAGAAAGAGAGAGAGGAGGCCAUGCAGAGACUCCAGGAUCUGGAGAGACGAAACUGUGACUUGGAGGAUCGUGUCCAGAGUGCUGAAAAGACGCUGGCAUCUAACCGGGAGGAGCAGGACCAGGCGGAGGUUGAGGUCCGACACAUCAUCGACGUUCUGGACAUCAAAAUUGGCGACCUGAAAGACCUGAGACAGAGCUUGGCAAAACUCAUCGACAAAUAGCCACAGCAGCAGUUGGGCUGCAUUGCCGCAUUCAUCACUUGUUCCACCCAUGCGGCCUUGAUUUGUGUUUUACUGGUUUAUCAGCAGAGCAACAAUCAAAGCAAUAUGGUGGGAAACGGUACAGGUGUUUACCUUAAUGGAUCUGUGUUUUUAAGAUCAGUGCAGGUAAACAUCAGGUAUCCGAAACAAAAUAAAAAAAAUCAUUGUCACAUUCAUACUGCAAUUUUGGUGGAUAUGAUUAUCAUAAACAGUUGACAGUGGGGUCUAACAGGCUACUACUUGUUUUCCAUAUCAUAGUUCCCAGCAGCUACAUGUCCUUCAGCUCCUGAAGGGAAUAAUAUGAUUUUUACUCUUUUCACAAUCUGCCAUCACCGAACACUUUAGCUUUAGAUGAAUUUGCUCUGGAAGAACAGUGCCCUUUUCCAUGACAUUGCAAUCCAGUGUUCUUAAAGGCCCUGAACACCCACACAGGUGUUUUAAAUUAAUCUGCCUAAUUGGACCUCUUCCCAGGACUGUGUGGGUGUGUCUAGACUACUUGAUUGACAUGUUUCUGAGUCUCUUGUUAGCCUUGUUGCACCAGUUAGGGCAGGAAGAUUGACAGAUUUACCAUUCUUAUUGGUAGAAAAGAUUUGUGACCUAAUAAAUACCCAUCUAAGCUCCAGCCCAUCUUCAACCUGAGCAGAGGUCUAAUCAGCCACAAAAACUGAAAUCACCUGUGUGGGUGUUCAGAGGCUUAAAACGCUGAGUAGUGGCUGCUGACAAUCUUUGCAGUGAUAGUCUCAAUUGUUUAUGGUAAUAAUACUGAUGUCUCAGAAGGACUGCAAAAGUAGACAUUUCCAACAGAUAUCAAAAGAUUUUCUACUUGUUUUUACUUAACAAGAGGCAGGAGUAGCAAUAAAACUAGGAAAGAAUCGAAA
Perca fluviatilis (European perch) is the source of this 2165-nucleotide messenger RNA. RefSeq names its product homer scaffold protein 3b (gene homer3b). Gene Ontology annotation, biological process: G protein-coupled glutamate receptor signaling pathway; regulation of store-operated calcium entry. Gene Ontology annotation, cellular component: cytoplasm; plasma membrane; postsynaptic density. The coding region runs from base 148 to 1248 and encodes 366 amino acids. The record is from RefSeq and is a predicted model, not a curated record. Gene Ontology annotation, molecular function: G protein-coupled glutamate receptor binding. The transcript has 11 exons. NCBI's taxonomy places the organism in Eukaryota, Metazoa, Chordata, Actinopteri, Perciformes, Percidae.